AUGGAGUCGAAACUAGGGGAUCUCGUGGGACUGGCAGAGUCCUCGACAAAGGCUUUGGUCAAUAAAUCAAAUACAGCUUCUGAAACGCAAGUCGUGGAUGCGGCUGCUGUAUGGGAGGAUGUUCCAGAUCCGGAUGAAGACGAUUUGGAUGAUUUGGAUGAUUUAGAUGAUCUGCUCGAUGAGUUCAGCACUGCGAAACCAGAAACGAAAGCACCGGCGCCAGUAUCCACCGCAGCAACCAUUGGUCCUAGCAGGCCACCCGUCGCAGACAAUUCUCUCCCUGAGGGAGGUGAAGCACUACCUGAUGAUGAUUUUGCAAAGCAAUUACAGGCGGGCAUGGCAGAAUUGAUGGGAGAACUCGAAACAUCUCCGGAAAUGCAGGCACAGUUUGAGAGUAUGUUGAAAGAGAUGGGUGACCUUGAGGAUACGGGAUCCGCACCUCCGCCGCCAUCUGCGCCAAAACCUGGACCUGCGAAGAGUAAAGCGACUGCCGUUCCGGCUGGGGAAGAAUCUUUCCAGGAAAAGAUUAAGAAGAAUAUGGAGAGAAUGCAAGCUUCAGGGGAUCAGGCAACGGCUGCUGCUACGGAGGAUAAUUCGGAUGAUUUAAUGGCGGAAAUGAUGAAGGCUAUGCAGGCUGGUGGGAUGGAUGGUGAGGGCGGCGAGGAGGAUUUCUCAAAAAUGCUUCUGGGUAUGAUGGAGCAAUUAACCAAUAAGGAGAUACUAUACGAGCCGAUGAAGGAAUUAGAUGACAAAUUCCCGGCAUGGCUGGAGAAGAAUUCUGCGAGUACGCCUGCGGAUGAUCUGAAACGGUACAAGGAACAACAGGUAUUUGUCAGAGAGAUCGUGGCUAGAUUUGACCAGAAGACAUACAAGGAUGAGAAUGCCGCGGACCGGGAGUACAUAGUGGAGAGGAUGCAAAAGAUGCAAGCAGCAGGUUCACCACCCGCGGAUCUAGUUGGAGAUAUGGCUGCAGCCCAAGAAGCUUUUGCGGCUCCUGAAGAAGGUUGCCCGACACAAUGA
Sclerotinia borealis F-4128 is the source of this 1020-nucleotide messenger RNA. The record is from the annotation of a GenBank genome assembly. Lineage: Eukaryota; Fungi; Ascomycota; Leotiomycetes; Helotiales; Sclerotiniaceae.